Messenger RNA from Rhineura floridana, 5548 nucleotides. It is a transcript of the gene ASTL, whose product is annotated as astacin like metalloendopeptidase. NCBI's taxonomy places the organism in Eukaryota, Metazoa, Chordata, Lepidosauria, Squamata, Rhineuridae. Gene Ontology annotation, biological process: proteolysis. Gene Ontology annotation, molecular function: metalloendopeptidase activity; zinc ion binding. Gene Ontology annotation, cellular component: membrane. The transcript is spliced from 12 exons. Bases 120 to 5531 code for a protein of 1803 amino acids. The record is from RefSeq and is a predicted model, not a curated record.
CUGACGGUGCCUGGGUGUGGGCCUGUUGCCUAAGCAUUUUUGUGGUACUGCUUAGUGGGGUUUGUAGUGCUUCUAAUACAGACAGCAGCUGAGGUGAUCAUAGGGUUGGUCCUCCAGCCAUGGUUGGCAUUUGGCUAAUAUUUGUAGGUCUUUUUUGGCUAUUUUCAGCCCUCCCUGUACGUGGCCGCGGAGACAGCUUCCAAGUGGCGCAUGCCCAAGAGAGUGACUCGGAUGAGGCCAGAGAUCCGCCUGAUGACAUCCUUGACAUUAACCAAGAGCUGGUUUUUCCAGGGGCACCAGAAAGCAGCUUCCUGAUCGAGGGGGACAUCAUCAAAGUGAAUCCUUUCAGGCUGUUUCCGUCUGCCAACCCAAGAUGGCCGAAGAAGAGAGGGACUGUCCAAAUUCCCUAUGUAAUCUCCUACAAAUAUGACAAAUCCAGUGUGAAGAUCCUCAAGGAAGCAUUUAAAGAUUUUGCAAGGUUCACUUGCAUCAAGUUUGUCCCUUACUCCUACCAGAGAGACUUCAUCGCCAUUGCUCCACUCUCUGGCUGCUUCUCCAGCGUUGGACGCAUUGGUGGGAUGCAGGUGGUAUCGUUGGCUCCAGCUUGUCUCAACAGGGGGAAGGGGGUGGCGCUUCAUGAGCUCAUGCAUGUUGUCGGCUUCUGGCAUGAGCAUUCUAGAGCAGACCGGGACAAGUACAUCAGCAUCUCUUGGAAUGAAAUCUUAACUGGCUUUGAAACAAACUUUAUGAAGUCUUGGAAUACCAACAUGCUGGUGGACUAUGACUACUCAUCUGUCAUGCACUAUGGCAGUAGGAAUGCCUUCAGCGUGACUGGCUUGCCCACCAUUAUACCACUCUCUGGUUCCUACACAUUCCUUGGCCAAAGGUGGAACUUGAGCAAUUCAGAUAUUGCCAGAGUCAACAAACUUUAUAAGUGUUCUCAGGUUGCAACACAGCCAGAAACAGCAACUGAGAGAGUUGUCGUGGAGAAUAUAAUGGACUUCAUUCCAAGUGAGCUCAAGCCCUGUACAACUGAAAACAAAGCCAAAUUUUCUACUGUCUCUGCCAGAGAACUGCUCCCUCCUGCCAGAGAGCCUCUGGGCACCACUGUGCCAGCCAGCCAAGUUGUUGGUAAAACCUUGAGCACUACAGAAACCCAGGCGAAGGGGAUUUGGUCACCUGGACCAGAGAAGCAAAACCAAAGCACAACACCUCUACACCCCCCUGGUGAAGCUGAAGGGAGUCAAAAAUCCUGGAUGGUUACAGAAGAGAUGCCACAGCAAACCCAACCUGGAGAAACGGAGUCUCAAAUGGUGAGCGGUGCGGCCCAGAAGACCUCUGUGUCGCAAGCUCUGCAGUAUCUCACCAGUAGUGCAAGGGCGCUGAAAGAGCGGCCUCCAAGCUCUACGGAGGCCUACAUACAAAGAGAGCAAAGCCUGACCGAAGCAAGGACAAGAGUAGCGCCAGAGGUGGAGCUUUCCCUUUCCUACCUGACAAAAACACCAAUUCCUUUUCUAACAGAAACUGUCCAGGGAGCUGCCACAAGGCCUGGUAAAGAAGCUCCGCACCAGCCUCUUUCCGGAACAGCCAUGCAUGUAGAGCCUAGAGUAGAACUAUCUGCCACUACGGAGGUGGGAAGCAGUGGGUCUGAGGGUGGCAAUGGCUCCCCAAGCCCAACUGAGGGCCGUCCUUUCUCUGUGAUGGAAAACCAAACCAAGGAACAACUGACGGAACUACUCCAUCAGGCCAUCGGCGUCUUUAGAAAUGAAACUGGGAACCUUGCUUAUACAAGCCCAAUGGAAGGCGUCCAGACAAAAGCAACAAGCUUUUCAUAUAUGACACCCUCUCCAGGAGGCACCAGUAACCCAGUCACAGCCUCCCCUGUUUGGGGGCUGGAAGAAACCCUGCAGAGUGAAGUGGGAAGCCUGGCUAGCUUUGGCACCGUUGGCAGCCAGGGCGGGAUGGCAAAAAAGGAAGUGGGACGCUUCUACACCAAGAAAAGCAAUGUGCCAACUUACACGCCGUCCUCAGCCAGCAGUAAACAGCAUGCCACACACAAGCUGGCACCUGCUUUGUCCGCUGCUACUGAGGGGUCUCCAGCCCUUGCAAGUUCAGAGGCUCCGGAACGGCACCUUGGUCAGGCUGCUGCUGGAGCCUCAUCCCCAUGGACUGCCAUCAUGGGCCCUCUUGCUGUUUCAAGGCCAUGGGUGGCAACUUCCUCAGAGAGCAGCCAGGUGCAAGUGGGACAGUUCUAUCGGCCACCUGCUCAGCUGGCAAGGAAAGGCUACAGAACAGAGUCAUCUGUUACACACAUACCUCCAAGGUCUGUCAUGGUGCAAGUUACUGAACCUGAGCUGGAGGCCCCUGGCCGGGCACAAUUGUCCAGCCAGACAUCCACUCUGGCAGAGCAGGCUUUGUUAUCAAUGGCUAUGCAUCCUCCAAUAGGAACAUCUCCUCUUCCUCCAUCCCGUACUCCUAAAACCACUGGACCAAGGCAUGAAGCUCCAUGGAUGCAACCAAGCAACACGAAAGGCUACAGCCAUAGCGCCCUCAGCACAGGACGGACUCCCUUUGCUGAUCUGUAUGGGGAAGAAUUUGAACACAGCAAAGAAACAACAACCAUUACAACUACAUGGCCAACGAGGGAGCGAAAGAUGAAUGUGAGCUAUGGAAAAGAAGUUGGAACCAGACAUCCUGAAGAAGCCAAGAUUUGUGGGAGAGCUUCUUUGCAGACCCUGUUUCCCACUGAGCCAUUUGGGAGCCAAAUGCCCAUCCGCCCUGGAAAUGGGCUGGUAGGAACUCGAAGGCCAUCUUCUCCUACCCUCUUGGUCGGAACUCGUGUAACUGGAGCAGGAAACAGUGUGAUACAGACCAGGAAUCCUAAUGGCCCAGGAAAGGCAGCAUCCCUAAGACAAUGUGGUGGGGGAUUGGCUGGCUCUUCCUCUGGACCAAAAUCUUCAUAUAUGGAGCGCACAACUAAGAGACUAGCGUCCGUAAACAAAAAUGGCAAAACGGCAGCUACAAGCCAAAAGCGUCCAGGAAUGGCAAGCAAAGAACAAAGCCCUACCUCAGAAGGUAAAUCUCUGCCAGCGAGAGAAAGGAGUACUCUUCUCAAAGAAGACACUUUGCCAGCAGUGGUGAGUGAGCCGAUGCGCACAAUGCCACCUGAAAGGGCCCCAGAGAGAACUGUGGCAAGUGAUAAAGGAUUUGUUAGUGUUGCUUCGUUCAGUUUACCCACCAUUUUGCUUCUUGGCAAACCAGCUUUGAAGGGGUCCCAAAGCUCUGCUGCAUUGGGGAGAACGGAACCUGUGACUAUCUCUGAGAGCCCAUCUACACAAUCCCUGGAAGCAAAAGCUUCCACUAAGCCUAAAGAAAUCCUCACCUUUGCAGAAGGGGAAAGGACUGAGCCAGGAAAUGCCACAGAACAGGUGUUCCUCCACGGAAGCCCUACUUGGAAAGGCCCAGCUGGCAGAAAUGGGGCACAGUCUCCCUCAUUGGAUAUGGAACCAGCAAGAUUGCCUCAAGUUGCUAUGGAAGGGACAGAUCUGCUGCUGCCAACUGGCUCCCUAAAAUCUCCCCGGCUCACAAACUUCAGUAGCCAACCAGUUCAGUCAACCAGCAGCCAACCCAGAAAGGAAGCCAUGCCAACUAUAGGAAAGGCUCUUACAGCGGAUACAGCGUCUGUACCAUCAACAUACCUAUCCAGGGCCACUCCUCUAGACACAUGGGGAAACCAGGCAGCUAUAUCAUCCGGUGCAAAGGAGGCUACACCUAGAAUUUCCAAGGAACGUGGAGAAACUGUUGUAGAGACCUAUGCCAGCACACUGGCUUCAGCUGAAACUCACAGAGUACCUUCUACUGGAGCAUCCACUCUGGGAUCCCCUGACAAACAUGCAGCAUCAACAGCUAAAAUUCCACAAUUCCAGCCUGUACUUCAAACUGAAAUGGAGUACCUCAAAGGAGUGACAUGGCCAGCUUCUGAAGUGACAACUUCAGGGCUGCUUUUGGAAGACAAAGGGAGGAGCCUGAGAAAGGAAAGCAGUAGGCAUGUAUCCAAAGAGAUGGAGGGAGCCAUAAAUUCAGGUAUUGGAUCAAAGAGAUCUGGACUGAAUGGUGCUGGUACAGCAGGUGUCACCAGCUUGGGUACUAGACCCUCCUCCUCUCAAUUAAGUUACACUAAUUUCAGUGAGGAAAGGGAAGGGCACACAACUCUCCACAGGAAGAAAGGGACUGUGCAUAGCUCUGCUGGUCCAACUAGCAAACCUAUUUCUGGUGCCUCCACGUAUCCUCACCUGGGCUACGGAACUACAGAAAUAGUACCCUCUGUUCCUGGUGUCCAGAACUCUCCUGGCACUGAGCAGAUGGAGACAGAGAUGAGUUCAGUUGCAAAGUAUCUGAUGGGCAUGGAAGAUGCUUCUGUGACUGCUAAAGUCUCCCAGGUGCAUCCCCAACCUCUUGGGUUGGCUGAAACUGGAAUUUGGAAGUACAAAAUUCCACAUGUAACCAGAGGCCCAGAAGAGGUAUAUAUUCACAAUAAGCUUCCUCUAAGCAAGGGGACUCCUCUAGGAAUAGGAAAGGGAAAGCAAACUGCUUCCUCUGCAGAAUCAUCCAGACAAGGCUCUGAGACCCGUAUUGCAGUGAAGUUGGAGGAAAUGUCUGGGAAGCAGACAAAGGAAACCAAGUCCAAGCAAAACAGGAUAUCCUCUAUAAACAACCAUAACUAUCUCCGCCAUGUUGACAAGCGGUCUUUGGCAGAGAUAAUGGCAACUCCAGCAUCACUGAUGGUGUCUCCACCAGCAGAAAUUGGUCCUGGUCAUGGAUCUGUUGGCCACAAAGAUGAGGCUCUCACAACACAAAAUGUGGCAAGGGUAAUGGAGUUAACAAAAGUUACAGGAAUGUCCAGAUCAUUGGCUCUUCUUCAAAGGCUGCAUUCUGCUCUGGAAAAGGCAGGAAACGACACAGUGGUCCACCACAGGACAGUAGUUCAGCCUCUGACCUUUUGCUCCUUUGAGAAGAACUUCUGUGGCUGGGAGCAAAGCAAGGAUGAUGACCUGGACUGGAUGCUUGAUGAGGGACGCGAGCAGUUUGCUCCUACUGUGGAAGGUAGAAACAUCCUUGGAAAGUCUUGCAAGACCUCAGGUGGUGGUCAUCUCUCCAUGAUGCCCUUGGCCCAUAUUCCUAGUCAAAAGGCUGUUCGGAUCAGCCCAGUCGCGGAUGGCAUCAGAUGUCUCAAGUUGUGGUACAGCCCAAUGGACCCAGUCCUGGGUGAAAUCACCAUCUACACAAAGCUCCUGAAUUCCUCUGAGUGGCACAAAGUGUGGUCUGUGAAGGGGAAUCAAGGCACUGGCUGGCAUCCAGUGACAAUAGCUAUUUCGGAGCUGUGUGAGCUGCUACAGGUGGCGCUGGAAGGGGUAGUUGGCCCCAAAGUGAGGUGUGGCACUGGAACUGAUGAUCUGUUUCUCUGUAGGAAGCCAUGUGGACAAUGUUACAAUGACAUUUCAAGGUUCUUGUGCAACAAGGGAACAAAAUAAAUUCAAGCAUUCUCCAA